Molecule: messenger RNA, 1052 nt
Organism: Trifolium pratense (red clover)
Lineage: Eukaryota; Viridiplantae; Streptophyta; Magnoliopsida; Fabales; Fabaceae
Exons: 7
Coding region: 144-806 (220 amino acids)
Molecular function (GO): nucleic acid binding
Source: RefSeq, a predicted model, not a curated record
GGCCAUUUGGGCCCCCAAAUAAAAAGCCCAUUCAACUUCACUUGUUUGGUGCCCUAUGCUACGCUUCUUUCUCAUUACACUCUCUCAGUGAUUGUUCGUUCCAUCGAUCGUAGCAAAAAAUCGAACAGGGUUUAUUGUGGAAGAUGGGUAGUGUUGUUAGAGCUACAUUGAAGAAAACAAACUCUAGUGUUUGUGUAUUUCAGAGAAGUAAUGGUUUUGUUGCUAGAUUCUUCUCUACUGAAGCUGAACAGCCACCACAGCAUUCAACACCUCCUUUUUUGCGUACAGACAAUUCAGGUUUGACAUAUGCUAGGCUGACUGGUGUUCAUAAACAUGCUCUCAAAACGGAUAUCAUCAGCUUUCUUGAAGGUUGUAAUUUGACUCUGGAGGAUGUUAAAAUGGAGUACACCCGUGGUGGCUUCAACCCACUUGCAAUGAUGUUGCAGUUCCCUACUUACAGUGCCUAUGACAAUGCUUUACGCGUGAUCGGAAGGAAGGGUCGUUUGUACAGAUUGGAUAGGAUCGAUCGUUCUCAUUGGGACACUGUUAUUCCAUACGACGGAAGAACUAUUUUAAUUCAAGGACUUCCAAGAAAUGCACAAUAUGCAGACAUUGAACAGAUUGUGUCCGAUUAUGACCAUGAUUCAUCUUCCCUCAAUAUGUUUCUAAGAACUGGAGAGGGUAAUGAACCUGUUAAAAUGGCAACAGUACUUUUCCGUUCAAGGACCCAAGCAAUGAAUGUAUUCAUCGCAAAGAAUGGGACAUAUUGCCUCAACAAUCGCAUUUCGAUACAUGUUCUUCAGUAAUACUAAUACAAGAUCCUCGUCAUGCUGGUGUUGUUGGAGCACUGAUUUUAUAGCUCAGAGUAGUAAAAUUUAUUUGUGAUUUAUGAUUUCGUAACGGCUUUUAUGAUGCAUGAAAAUGUUUAGAAUUGUUGCAUAUUGGGAACCAUAUGAAUUGAAAAAACAUCUGACCAAGCAAAUAAUUUUUGUAAUUGAUCACAUUGUUUCAAUCACGUGUUGCAAUGUCAUUCAAUUAAGGUUUUUAAAUGA